GUCGUCAACCCCAGUCCUUCGUCCCAAACGCUAUUUCCUUCCUAGACAACCGUUGGUUGCAGUGGCCACUUACCCACGAGGCAACUGAGGCACAAUGAACGCCUUCCGCUGCCUCCGCGCCGUCGCGCGCCCAACAACCCUCCUCAAGCCCUCCAUGGCGCAACAGGCCCGUAAUAUGUCCCUCCUUCAGGCCCGCCGCCCGAUGCUCUCCCUCUCCUCUAUGCCCGCCACCCUCGCUGCCCCCGGCGCACCUUCCACCGCCGUCGCCUCAUCCUUGGAGACCCUCGAUCUCGUCGGCAAGAUCUCUGCGUCUCCCGCCUUCGCUGGCGUACAGAUCAGGUGCGGCCCAAGAGACACGUAUAACCCAAGCCAUAUUGUGAGGAAGAGGAGACAUGGGUUCUUGUGCAGGCUGAGGACGAAGAAGGGGAGGAAGCUGCUGAUGAGGAGGUUGACCAGGGGACGGUGGAAUUUGAGCCAUUAGAAACUGUCUGAUUGAGAGACAGGAUGGCUGUGGAAGGAGCAGGCAAUGGGGCAGGAUGUCGAUCUGUGGCGCCAACGGACGACAUCAGAUGGUGGGAGAUGAAACGCCCUCCAUGGACGACGAAGCUUGCCUCAGUCCUGUUCGACAGACUGCCAGACUGGUCAUUGCACCGACAAAGGCCGUGGAAACAUGACACAGCCAACGCUAAGAAGCCCAAGACAUAACACGCCAGGGUGUAAGAAGAGACGCUGUUUGUAUAUCUACUGUACAUUGCACGCAUAGCUGGCGCCUCAUAGAUUAUGUACAACAAUCCUCGAAGCAAUUUCGAGCACAACAGCAUGUAGUUCCGUUCGAGAAAGCGCAAUGCUGUUCGAGCAGCCUUGUACAUGUUUCGUG
This is a messenger RNA of Macroventuria anomochaeta, 877 nucleotides long. RefSeq lists its product as uncharacterized. Gene Ontology annotation, biological process: translation. The transcript is spliced from 2 exons. The record is from RefSeq and is a predicted model, not a curated record. Gene Ontology annotation, molecular function: structural constituent of ribosome. Bases 95 to 481 code for a protein of 128 amino acids. Gene Ontology annotation, cellular component: ribosome; mitochondrial large ribosomal subunit. NCBI's taxonomy places the organism in Eukaryota, Fungi, Ascomycota, Dothideomycetes, Pleosporales, Didymellaceae.